Messenger RNA from Dibothriocephalus latus, 357 nucleotides. The record is from the annotation of a GenBank genome assembly. Lineage: Eukaryota; Metazoa; Platyhelminthes; Cestoda; Diphyllobothriidea; Diphyllobothriidae.
CUGCUGAAACCAGAUUUUCGCGCCCAUCGUCGCUCAGCCAGCUACGGUGGUGAACUCUUCUCCUCGGCGACUCGAGAGAUUAGUGAGGUGGCUAGCCGGGUGGCGGAACAGGCAGAGGAGUUGGUGCUGCAUUUGUGGGAGCAGGGUUGGCGCGUGGUGCACCACACCAGUCUGCCUCUGUGGCUCCGUGACAAUGACUACCUGCUCUGGGGUCACAGACCGCCGCUGACCUCAUUUCAGGCCUGUUUCAGGUCCAUUUUCCGACUACACACCGAAACUGUCAACAUAUGGACGCACCUGAUUGAACUUUUGGUCAAUCAGCCCUUCCAGACCGAAGUGUGGGGAUUUGAAAUAUGA